AUGAGGAAGGCACACCGAGUGCACCUCCCGUCGUCCGCACGGGUCAUGCCCAGAGAGGAGCCUCGGCCACGCUUACAGGAAGGAGGUGAGGAGGAGAAGAUUACAGGGAGGGAGGGUGGGAGAACAUUAUAGGGGGAAGGAGUGGAUAAGGUUACAGGGAGGGAGGAAAAGAUUACAUGAGGGAGUGACACAAGGGAGGGGGGGGAGAAGAAGGGAGGAAGAUUACGGGGAGUGGAGAAGAUUACAGGAGGGGGUGAGAUGAUUACAGGGGAGUGGAGAAGAUCACAGGAGGGAGGGGGGGGAGUGGAGAAGUUACAGGAGGGGGAGGGGGGGAGGGAGAAGAUUGAGGGAGGGGGGAAAGAAGAAGAUUAGGGAGGGGGAGGAGAAGAUUGGAGGGGGGGGGGAGAAGAAGAAGAUUACAGGGAGGGAGGGGGAGAAGAUUAUAGGGGAGGGAGAAGGUUACAGGAGGGGGCAGAAGAUUACAUGGGGAGUGGAGAAUGUUACAGGAGUGAGGGGGGGAGAAGAUUACAGAAGAUGGGAGAGAAGAUUACAGGGAGGUGGGGGGAAAAGAUUGGGGGAGGGAGAAAGUUACAGGGAGGGGGGGAGGGAGAAGAUUGAGGGAGGGGGAGAGUCAGAAGAUUGAGUGAGGGGGGAGAAGAUGAAGACACAGGAGGGAGGGGGGGGAGAAGAUUAUAUGGGGAGUGGAGAAGAAUACAGGAGGGGGGAGAAGAUUACAGGGAGGGGAGUGGGGGGUAAAGGUUACAGGGGGAGGGGGGGGAAGGGGAGAAGAGGAGGGAGGGGAGAUAAGAAAUACCAGGAGGGAGAAGGAAGAGAAGACAGAGGGAGAAGAAGAGAAGAUUACCGGAGGGGGGGAGAAGAGAAGAUACGGGGAGAAGAAGAGAUUACAGGUGGAAGGUGGAGAAGAACAGAAAAUCACAGGGAGGGGAGAAGAUUACAGGGAGGUGGAGAAGAAGAGAAGAUUACAGGAGGGGGGGAGAAGAAGAGAAGAUUACAGGAGGGGGGAGAAGAAGAGAAGAUUACAGGAGGGGAGGAGUUAAAGGAGGAGAACACAGGAGGGAGGGAAGAAGAGGAGAACACGGGGAGAUGAGAACACAGGAGGGGGGGAGGAGAACUUGGGAGGGAGAGACCAAGGAAGGAGGGGUGGUGGAGAGACCACAAGGGAGGGGGGGAGGAGAGACCCAAGGGAGGGGGGUGGAGGACAGAACACCAAUGGGAGAGGAGAGACCACCACCUGGAAAGAGAGGAGUGAGACCACUAAGGGGGAGACGAGAGACAACUAAUGGAAAUUCGGGGAGAAAAAGUCGGGGAGAAAGUCUAAGGGAGGUGGGGGGGAGAGGAGAGACCACUAAGGGGCAGGGGAGAUCUCUAAGGGAUGGAAGGGAGAGCUCUAUAGGACAGAGGACAGGACAGGACAGGGAGCUCUUUCACACCACGCGCACACACACACACACCCAAUGCAUCCCUAUACACACAGAAACACAACAUGCUUCCCUUACAAACAGAGAAACACACAAUGCAACCCUUACACAUAAAGACAAUGCAUCCUUUGCACAUAUACACAGAAACACACAAUGCAUCCCUUACUCACACAUGCAAACACACUGCUUCUCUUACACACACACAGAAACACAAUGCAUCUCUUACACACACUCAACGCACCCCUUACAGACACACACACUGUAUCCCUUACAUACACAGAAACACACAAUGCAUCCUUUACACACACAUGCAAACAAGAGUACUUACAUUCCUAACAAAGUCAGUGCCUCUAUUGAUAUAUUCAUCAAUUUGGUUAAGAAAGAUGUAUAUAGCUUAUGGAGGAAACAGAAACAGAUAUAGAUAUAACAGACAAACUCCUAUUUUCACUAAACAGGACUGGCUGAAUAUCAAUCAUUUGAAAAAUAGUCGAUUAUCAUUAAACAGGCAGAGAAGGGGGGUGCAUUGGUCAUUAUGGUCCGUAUCUACUACGUUAAAGGAAUAGGUACACAGUUAACCAACCUUACAAGUUACCUUCCCAUGAUCCAAUGCACAGACUUAAGCUAGAAUUGGAGGCAUUAAAUAAGGGGGCAAAAUCUAGAGGAGUUCUCAGAGGGAGAGUAUAGAUACAUGAAUAAAAAGCAUCCUUGAAUUCCUGUUUUCUAUACUCUCCCCAAACUUCAUAAAAUCCCCAAUUUCCUCUAGGGAUGUCGAUUGUAAGUGGUACUGGGUCCAUACUUCAACAACGAGUAGAAAUUUUGAAAGUUCCUAUUUAAGUAUGUUCCCUCAUAAAAAAUAUACAUUAUUCAUGCAUUAAGGACACAAUAGCUUUUCUUUAAUUGAUAGAAAAUAUCACGAUACCAGAGAGUGAAUUCUGGUUGGUUACAAUGGAUGUCCAAUCCUUAUACACUUCCAUCGAUCACGAGAGCGGUCUAAAAGCGGUAAACUGGACAUUAGAUAAUGAUAUAACUAUGGCACAGUAUAGUGACACAAGGAGAUACAUUAUGGAACUACUCAGAUUCUUUCUGACUGAAAACUACUUUUGUAUGAGGAUAAGUUUUAUAGACAGAUUAAGGGCAAUGCCAUGGGCUCUAAUGUCGCCCCAACAUACACAAAUGUAUAUAUGAAUUGCAUGGAGGAGAUGUGUAUUAUUAAGUACCGUCUCUUUGUAAAAUGUUUAACUUGGAAACGUUACAUAGAUGUUUUUGAGAGCCCAAUUCCAAGAAUUUUUUAAUCAAUGAAUGAUCAGGACCCUAACAUUAAAUUCACUAUGUAUUGUAAUAAGUUUACUGUCCCUUUUUUGGAUGUUCAAGUACACUGUAAAAUAUUCUCUCCCAGGUAAACAAUGUGUAACAUUAUUUCUCUACCCCUAAUGUAAAACCUCUUAACAAGAUUAACUUUUAUAAACAGAUCUCCCCUUUACAGACUAAACAAGAUUAAGAGGAUGAUUUAAACUAGUCUUUGAACUUUUGUUAUUCUGUAUAAGCGACGCAUGAUUAUCCCUUGUUUUUAAUGUUUUUGUGAGAUUAAUAAAGUUUAUUUUAAUUACGUCACCAUGGACGACGUCGGAAUGUCCAUUGUAACGCUACUGCGUCCUCACAUGGUCACUUUUGGGGGCAUGACACGCUGACUGUAAUGGCGGCCACCAUCACAAAUAUGGUAUAUAUACCCAAGAGUCUCAUUCUUUAAUCAGGGCCUUCGAAGCGACAUCAGUGUCCCAAGCGCAUAGCCCAAGAUACCUACAGAUACCGGCACGGAGACCAUCAGCGGUUAUCCAGAUACCUGAAUUCAGCUCAGGACAUCGACGCAAGAGAUCAUAUUACAAUAUAG
Molecule: messenger RNA, 3327 nt
Organism: Pelobates cultripes (western spadefoot toad)
Lineage: Eukaryota; Metazoa; Chordata; Amphibia; Anura; Pelobatidae
Source: the annotation of a GenBank genome assembly